AUGAGCCGGACAGAGUCUGAGCAGGCUGCGGCGCGACCAGGAGCUGGGAGCGCCAGGGGCAGCGAGAGGCGGCCAGGGCAGCUCUGGCUGUGGAGGCUACUGCGGGAGCGCAACACGGGAGCCUGUCCCAGAAUCGCUCAAACUGCCUUUUCUGCAAACCCUACCAACCCAGCAGUUUUGUCAGAAGCUUCUGCACCUGUCUCUCAAGAUGGAAAUCUCUAUCCUAAACUGUAUCCGGAGCUCUCCCAAUAUAUGGGCCUGAGUUUAAAUGAAGAAGAAAUAUGUGCAAAUAUGGCAAUAGUCCCUGGAGCACCAAUUCAGGGGCAGUUGGUAGCAAGACCUAACAGUAUGAACUAUAUGGUGAUUCCUGUUACUGGUAAUGAUGUUGGAAUUUGUAGAGCAGAAAUUAAGCAAGGGAUUCAUGAAGUCAUUUUGUGUAAGGAUCAAGAUGGAAAAAUUGGGCUCAGGCUUAAAUCAAUAGAUAAUGAUAUAUUUGUUCAGCUAGUCCAGGCUAAUUCUCCAGCCUCGCUGGUUGGUUUGAGAUUUGGGGACCAAGUACUUCAGAUCAAUGGUGAAAACUGUGCUGGCUGGAGCUCUGAUAAAGCACACAAGGUGCUCAAACAGGCUUUUGGAGAGAAAAUUACUAUGACCGUUCAUGACAGGCCCUUUGAACGCACAACUACCAUGCAUAAGGAUAGUACUGGACAUGUUGGCUUUAUCUUUAAAAAUGGAAAAAUAACAUCCAUAGUGAAAGAUAGUUCUGCUGCCAGAAAUGUGCGCCAGGGUCUCGGCCCCAGAAAUGGUCUUCUCACGGAACAUAACAUCUGUGAAGUCAAUGGACAGAAUGUCAUUGGAUUAAAGGACUCUCAAAUUGCAGACAUACUGUCAACAUCUGGGACUAUAGUUACCAUAACAAUCAUGCCUGCUUUUAUCUUUGAACAUAUUAUUAAACGGAUGGCACCAAGCAUUAUGAAAAGCCUGAUGGAUCACACCAUUCCUGAGAUCUAAAAGUCAUGGCAUGAUGGAAACGUAGCUGAACU
Galeopterus variegatus (Sunda flying lemur) is the source of this 1040-nucleotide messenger RNA. Its product is annotated as syntenin-1. Gene Ontology annotation, biological process: positive regulation of transforming growth factor beta receptor signaling pathway. Lineage: Eukaryota; Metazoa; Chordata; Mammalia; Dermoptera; Cynocephalidae. Gene Ontology annotation, molecular function: syndecan binding. The record is from RefSeq and is a predicted model, not a curated record. Bases 1 to 1008 code for a protein of 335 amino acids. The transcript has 3 exons. Gene Ontology annotation, cellular component: plasma membrane; cytoplasm.